AUGACACGAAAAUAUGGGAAAAAGCGUCCUGCUGCAAGCGCGGCAGCUGUGGCCAUUUUUGGAUCCACGACUCAAUCAGUUGCCCCAGUAAAGACAAAUACCACUACAACCUCCAAAUCUCAAUCUCCACAGAGAGAUCUUGCGGAAAUCACGAAUCUAUUAGAAAACACAACUCUCUUAGAAAGUACCGACGAGGUGACUGUUCUUCUUGAGAAGACAAGUCUAGAAAGUCGUGUCAACAGUCUUAACAACCCUCUUGACCUCGAAAAUAUUGGUCAAGACUCUUCUUCUAAAGAUUCCCCAAGUCUCUUAGACGAGACAACUGUGGACAGUACUAUCGAAACGAUCGUCAGCCUAGAGGAAACUUUAGCACCAAUUGAACCUAAAAUCGACGUCUCAAUUCCUCAUAUACCCGUUUCCGUCUCCCCUACGCCACUCCCUAUCAAUCCACGCCUCGCAGCCUCCCUCUCACCUCUUUUGACCGCCUACGAAAAAGACAGCGGCUACCCACUAGCUACUAAAAACUGGGACGAUGUUCUGGCACCCGGUUCGAGUAUCCAGAAAAUUGCCGAAGCGUCAUAUGCAGAAGUGUUUCGUAUAACAAACCCAGUCGGGUCCUCAAUUCUCAAGCUUCUACGCCUUAAGGUUCCUACAGAUCCCACGUCAAAGAAGUCAAAUACCGCAAUCAAGGUGGAAACUGUCGUAUCUGAGAUGCGUCUUAUGAACGCCCUUACAGAGAUCCCUGGAUUUGUAAAGUUCAAGGACGCGCACAUAGUAGAAGGCAAACCGCCGGCAGCGUUUGUAACAGCAUAUGAAGGCCACUUAGACGCUGGUGGGGAAUCGUAUUUUCCACACCCUAACAAGAUCUCCAAACACGCGGUUUUCUUAGCUAUUGAACUUGGCGAUGCGGGACAUGUUUUGGAGAAAUACCCAAUAAAAAAUGUCGAUCAGCUGUGGGACAUAUUCUUAGGUGUCGUCGUCGCUCUUGCAAGGGCAGAAAUAGAACAUGAAUUUGAACACCGCGAUCUUCACGAAAACAAUAUUUGUAUCCUCGAACGCACACCCCCACAGGCUGCUCCUAAACCGAAUUCAAAAUCACCCCACAAAUUUGGCAACUCAGGUCUCGAAAUAACAAUUCUUGACUAUGGCCUGUCCCGCGCCACCAUCUAUCCCGUCUGUUCCUCUUCAAAUCCUUCUCCAGCCCCCGAAACAGUUUUCUACAACCUUGAAUCCGACACUGCUGUAUUCUCCUCUUUUGAGCCCUCCACUAUUGCCGGAGUUCAAUUCGAUACCUACCGUCGAAUGCGUGCCUAUCUUUUUUCUGGCGGCGCCUCAAACACUAACGCCAACACACCUUCGAAAGCUAUACGAGAUGCUAUCAAACAAAAGAAACAUUCUUGGGAAGAAUACAUGCCAUAUAGCAAUGUGUUGUGGUUGUACUUUUUGAUGGAGUAUCUGACGGAAGUGGCGCCAAAGGGAGGCAGGGGAAAACCGGGAAGACAGGCAUGGGUGAGAGAGACAGAGGAGUUGAGGUGGCUUUUAGAUCCAGAUUGGGUACCUGGAAACGGUGCAAGUGAUGGAAAGGGAGAACAUGAAGGUGAGGGUGAAGAGGAAGAAUUAGGCUUAGGAUGUGCGGGAGAUGUAUUACAAUAUGCAUUUGAUAUGGGGUGGGUUUGUGAGGAAGAUUUAGGAGAUGCAGACACGAGUCGCUUAAGUCUACGAGAAGAUUCGUAUGUUGGAUUGGAAAAGAAGAAGAAACAUCCGUCACCUUUAAAAUAG
Messenger RNA from Botrytis byssoidea, 1779 nucleotides. RefSeq lists its product as uncharacterized. Gene Ontology annotation, biological process: mitotic cell cycle; intracellular signal transduction; protein phosphorylation. The coding region runs from base 1 to 1779 and encodes 592 amino acids. The transcript has a single exon. Gene Ontology annotation, cellular component: nucleus; cytoplasm. The record is from RefSeq and is a predicted model, not a curated record. Gene Ontology annotation, molecular function: histone H3T3 kinase activity; ATP binding. Lineage: Eukaryota; Fungi; Ascomycota; Leotiomycetes; Helotiales; Sclerotiniaceae.